Messenger RNA from Petromyzon marinus (sea lamprey), 1624 nucleotides. The record is from RefSeq and is a predicted model, not a curated record. NCBI's taxonomy places the organism in Eukaryota, Metazoa, Chordata, Hyperoartia, Petromyzontiformes, Petromyzontidae.
GCCGUGCCGCGCGUGCGCCCGCUGCCCCAGUGCGCCCACAACCUCACGGGCGUCGUGCUCGACCCCAUCUCCACGGCGCGCCUCGAUGCGUUCUGCUACAACGCUUCAGAAACCCGGGUGAACUCCUGCGACCCUUCGUUCGGAACGCGAUCUCCACCGCUGGUGAAAGGGACUUCGGCAAAACCCGGCUCGGAGUCAACGGCGACGCCAGAGCUUGGAGCGCGGACGACUGGCGCGAUCCCCAUCUCCCACCGCUCUCCAAUUGUCAACGGCCUCCCCACAAACUCACGAGCAGCGACAGCGCUCACGCCGUGCGCCGUGAUGGGAGUGGCGCACGCGGAGUCCCCGCGCGGACGCUACCGCCUCUCGCUCGAGGACGCGUGGGCGCUGUGUCGCGCUGCGGGCGCCGAACUCGCCACCCUGGAGCAGCUGCGCGUGGCGAACGCGCACGGAUUUCAGGUGUGCAGGAGCGGCUGGGUGCAGGGCGGUGUGAGCGCCGUGCCGCGCGUGCGCCCGCUGCCCCAGUGCGCCCACAACCUCACGGGCGUCGUGCUCGACCCCAUCUCCACGGCGCGCCUCGAUGCGUUCUGCUACAACGCUUCAGAAACCCGGGUGAACUCCUGCGACCCUUCGUUCGGAACGCGAUCUCCACCGCUGGUGAAAGGGACUUCGGCAAAACCCGGCUCGGAGUCAACGGCGACGCCAGAGCUUGGAGCGCGGACGACUGGCGCGAUCCCCAUCUCCCACCGCUCUCCAAUUGUCAACGGCCUCCCCACAAACUCACGAGCAGCGACAGGUUCGAACGCGACCCGACCAACUUCGGCUGCCAGGAUGAAUACGACCGCGGCGCCAGCUGGGGGUAACACCAGCGGAACCACAAGCAACGUUACGCUCCAGACAACCGCCGACCACGGCGCGGCGAGUUCGAGUUCCGCCCUGAGCACCACCUUACUGGACAACCUGACGUCAACGACGCUCAAUGCAACCCAAGGUGUCACGGCGGGAGGAACCAAAUCUCUGCUCAGUGACGAGGUCAUCAUAACCAUUGCUGUCAUCGGAGGAGUGAUUGCCCUGUGCCUGCUCGCCACCAUUAUUUAUGCCCUCGUUUUUGGCUGCGGCAAACGAAAGCAAGUGGACGUCUCCGACGGGAAGAACCGGAAGCCCAAGAAGGGCUCCGCCGAACUCAUGUCCCCCUACAUCGAGUUCCAGCCGAGGGGGUCGAAGGGCGACAGCCUGGAGAGCGUGCCGCUGCACACGCAGCCGGGCAGCGUGAACGGCGUGAACGGUUCGGCACACAUGGGCUUGUGAGGUGGGGAGGCGGGCGGGAGGGGGGGGGGCACCACCACCACCACUCUGCAGGCACCCUCCCCUGGCCGUCCCACGGCUCCCCCCUCCAUGUCCUGCACUCUUCUGUUGGGAUGCUAGGUUUCACACUUCGCCCCCCCCCCUCCUCCCCGCCUGGUUUGCGCUGCUUCAUGCAGGGCCACGCGGCCACCUGCCGUUUGGCGAUCGUUGCGCGUGCACGGGGAGUGGUAGUGUGGCGGUUAGUGCGCUGCGCUACGAACCCCGGUGACCCGAGUUCGAUUCCCGCUCACGGUCAACAAAGGUGACGGUUAUCUGAACC